Messenger RNA from Necator americanus (New World hookworm), 2079 nucleotides. RefSeq lists its product as uncharacterized. The transcript is spliced from 19 exons. The record is from RefSeq and is a predicted model, not a curated record. Lineage: Eukaryota; Metazoa; Nematoda; Chromadorea; Rhabditida; Ancylostomatidae. The coding region runs from base 1 to 2079 and encodes 692 amino acids.
AUGACUGCCGGUUUUCGUUUUCUUCUAUUUUUACUAUGGAUUUCGGAUAUGGUAGAUGGCAUGCAAACAUCCUUUCUUAUCGAGAGUUACAUCGUUGUCAAAGGAGCUGUACUGUUACAACGUGCUGUGAAGAGCAUGCGUGAAUGUUCGUCUUAUUGUCUGGAUAGAACUGAUUGUGGAGGUUUCAAUUAUUUGAUUAAAAAUGAUGGCAACGCUCAUUGUUUAAUUAUUGACACCAAAAAACAAGCGAAAGAAGUAGAACUUCCUGUCCCCGAAGAGGUGCUAUAUGCAGCUCUGAGGAUCUCGCUGAGUGAAGGAUGUGGCACUCGAACAUUUGCUUACGAAAAAUUUCCUCAUUUGAAAGCAACUUCGAAGGAAAUCUUCCUUGGAACUGCAGGUAGCGAAUCUCUCGAGCAAUGUCUGAAGAAAUGUCAGGAAAAGUCGGAUUGUCGUGCGGCACAGUUCAACAGUUACAACGCGUCUUGUGAUCUUCUACGAGCAUCACCUAACUUUGUAUAUAAUGUGCGAAAUCACUUCACGUACAGUGAUAACACUGAUGUUUACGAGAACAACUGUUUGAAAGUAUCAAUGUCUUCCGCAAAGUGUGGCUUUAUGAGAAUCAACUCUGCUGGACUCACGGAUUUCUACGAUGAUGUGAUUCCAAACAUAAAAGAUGCAGAAGAGUGCGAACAAGUGUGCAUAGUGCAGGAGAAGGUGGCCGAUCCGUGUAGGUCGUACACUUACGACAAACAGAGCAAGCAGUGCUAUGUGAGCCAUCAGGAUAGCAGAUCCGCAGGAAGAAAUCCAUUGGCAAAUCGGAACGAAAACCUCGUCCAGGGGUCGUUAGACGACUGCAUUGACUUUGCUCUUAAAUGCCGUAACGAUGCGCUGGAAAUCCACGGAUUUUCUAUGCGACUGUUUAGCGGAUCCAUGAAGACAAGAAGAAGAAAAGAUGUGAUCUGUGAGGAGAAAGUGUCCUCAUCGUUUGACUUUAUGGUGAAAAUCCCAUACAAGGAAUGCGGCAUUGACAAGAUCAACUCACCGUUUCCAUCCCACAGUGGGUUGGUACAUGUGAAGGAAGGCAGCACAAACCUAAUCACUAUUAGGGAUAAAAUUCUCCAGGUCAAUUGCCAUAUUCACCCUCAAGUGGGCAUAAAUGAUCAGAUUUUAACGACUCGAAUGCAAGUUGAAGAUAUUAACAGCACUCAUCGGACAUUGACCAACAAUAUCGUUCACACGCCCGGUCAGUCACAACGUCCCCAUUACACGCUCACAGUACUGAAUGCUGAUGGUGUAGAAACGGAUGUUGUGCACUCUGAAGACCAUGGAUGGUUGUCAAUUAAAAUAAAUGACGAUUCCCCAAGCCGUAUUUUCGUUUCCAAUAUGCUGGCUAGAGAUGUCAACACGAAAGAAACAAUCAAUUUGAUUGGAGAUGAUGGAUGCGUGACUCGUCGUGAUUACGUCCUGAGCAUUUCGCAGCCGUCACCUCGAGAAAUCCGCUACAAGAUCAGUUUCAACGGCUUCGAUGAAAAGAGUCAAUUUGUCUUCCAAGCUUUAAUUGAAACGUGUACGUUCGAAUGCUCACCGAAAUGCAAUCAAGACUUGUGGCUGGAAGGCAAGGAGCAGAAAGAUUUGUCCGAAAAUAAUGUUCGAGUAAAGCGCACUGCAGAACCACGCCGAAUUGAGUUGACGCAGGACAUCUACAAGGUUCACGGCUGCCGCGUCACAAUUCUGCCACAACUUAACUCCCAGAAGCAAGUGCACGCCAUCAAAGUGCAGAUUCCCCAUGCCCUCGUCGAGAAAGCGCUGCAAGAUGAGGAAGUACUGGUGGAAAUGAUAGAAGGCCAAUCAAUCGCAUCGGCGUUGCGACAUUGUUUUUCCGAUGACAUCACUUGCUUGUUCACGGUGGUCUUGGCGUCGAUCCAACUGUUUCUGUUGAUGUCAUGCAUUUGCAUAAUCUGCUGUUAUGUACAGCAAUGGCGCACGUAUCGCAGCGUCCACGAGUCUGUUCAAACGCAAAUCCAAUACGAAAUGAAUGGCGAGAACACUUUGACGAAGAAUGACAAUCGUUUGGAAUGA